Molecule: messenger RNA, 13123 nt
Organism: Chiloscyllium plagiosum (whitespotted bambooshark)
Lineage: Eukaryota; Metazoa; Chordata; Chondrichthyes; Orectolobiformes; Hemiscylliidae
Source: RefSeq, a predicted model, not a curated record
CUCGUCCUCCCUUUUUUUUUGAUAUAUAUGGAGUGGAUUUAUUUGGGAAGGGGCGGGAGAGGGACAGAGCGGCUCACCUGUUGAAGUGUAUCUGUUGGAAGUUGUGACAGCUGUGAUCCUGUGUGUGUGUGUGUGUGUGGGAGCUGCCCGGUGUUGAACUGCCCUCCACAACAGCGCUGGUUCGAGCUGAGCUGGACACUGGCUCUGAAGCCAGCGGCUCCUACAUCCACCUCCGAUGGCAGAAGCUGGGCGUCCCGAGAGUGCGAGAGACGACUCGGCCGGGGAUGAGUUCAACGAGAUCAUUAAAACUCGAACGGAUGAAAGAGAAGAUGUCCAAAAGAAAACAUUCACAAAAUGGAUAAAUGCACAAUUUGCCAAGGCUGGGAAACCUUUGAUUGAAGAUCUGUUCACUGACCUACGUGAUGGAAGAAGGCUUCUGGAACUUCUGGAGGGUUUUGUUGGCCAUGAAUUAGCAAAAGAAAAGGGAUGCACAAGAGUUCACUCCCUGAACAAUGUCAACCGAGCUCUACAAAUUUUGCAAAAGAACAAUGUGGAUUUGGUAAAUAUCGGUGGAAGUGACAUAGUGGAUGGAAAUCAUAAACUUACCCUUGGCUUGAUCUGGAGUAUCAUCCUUCACUGGCAGGUAAAAAAUGUUAUGAAAGGCAUCAUGGCUAACCUGCAGCAGACCAAUAGUGAGAAGAUUCUGCUGAGCUGGGUACGUCAGUCCAUCCAUAACUACAGACCGGUUAAUGUCGUCAAUUUCACAUCCAGCUGGUCCGAUGGCUUGGCUUUCAACGCACUCAUCCACAGUCACAGACCUGACCUCUUUGAUUGGAAGGAUGUGGCAAAACUACAGUCAGCAAAUGAGAGACUGGAUCAUGCCUUUAACGUGGCCAAACAGCAUCUUGGCAUUGAGAAGCUGCUGGAUCCUGAAGACGUUGCAACUGCACACCCAGACAAGAAGUCCAUCAUUAUGUACAUCACGUCGCUCUUCCAGGUUCUGCCCCAGCAAGUAACCAUUGAAGCCAUCCAGGAGGUUGAAACUCUGCCACGACAGCCAAAGGUCACUCAGGAAGAACAAAGAGAGAUGCAGCAAAAGCAGCAUUUCUCCCAACAGAUCACAGUCCAUGUGCGCACUCCUUCACCUUCUAAACGCUACAAAAGCUAUGCCUACACACAAGCCGCUUACGUUAUGUCUCCUGACCAAAAGAUGGACCUCCAUCCAAAGCUCUCAGAACCCUCAGCAGAGAAGCUAGCUGGAAGCUUACUGAUGGAAGCGGAAGUAGACCUCGAUAGUUACCAGACUGCAUUAGAGGUGGUACUAACCUGGCUGCUUUCAGCUGAGGAUUCAUUGCAGGCUCAGCGCAAGGUCUCUGAUGAUGUGGAGGAGGUCAAGGAACAGUUUCAUGCCCAUGAAGGUUUUAUGAUGGAGCUAACAGCACAUCAAGGUAGUGUGGGUAACAUUCUACAGGCUGGGAACCAGCUAAUAGCGGAAGGAAAAUUAACAGAAGAUGAAGAAAGUGAAAUUCGGGAGCAGAUGAACUUGCUGAACUCCCGGUGGGAAAAUCUCAGGGUAGCCAGCAUGGAGAGACAAAGCAAGUUACACGAAGUACUCAUGGAUCUUCAGCAACAGCAACUGAAGCAGUUAGCUGAUUGGUUAACAAAUACCGAGGACAGAAUUCACCAAAUGGAGGCACAACCCCUUGGUCCAGAUCUGGAAGCUUUAAAACUACAAGUGGAAGAACACAAAGUACUUCAGGAGGACUUGGAGCAAGAACAAGUACGUGUCAACUCUUUGACACAUAUGGUGGUGGUCGUUGAUGAGAGCAAUGGUGAUAAUGCCACUGCUGCUCUGGAGGAAGAGCUCCAGAUUCUUGGAGAGAGAUGGGCAGCUAUAUGCAAAUGGACUGAAGAGCGUUGGGUAUUAUUGCAAGAGAUACUUUUUAAAUGGCAGUACUUCACUGAAGAACAGUCCCUGUUUGAUGCAUGGUUGAUGGAGAAAGAAGAAUCGGUGGAAAAGAUUCAGACAACUGGUUUCAAAGACCAGAAUGAGAUGGUUGCUAAUUUGCGAAAGUUAGCGAUUCUGAAAGGAGAGCUGGAGUUGAAACGACAGAUCAUGGAUAAGCUUUGUGCCCUCAGUCAGGAUCUCCUUGCGACAUUGAAAAAUAAGGUUGUAGCUCAGAAGUUACAGGCACGGCUUGAGGAAUUUGCUCAACGUUGGGAUGAUCUUGUCCAAAAACUGGAGAACAACUCCAAACAGAUGUCACAGUCUGUCACUACAACUCAGACGUCAUUAACACAGACCAUGCUAAUGGAAACUGUAACCAUGGUUACCACCAAAGAAAAGAUUUCAGUAUCGCCGAAAGAGGAACUUCCCCCUCCUCCCCCUCCUAAGAAGAGGCAAGUGCUCUUGGAUUCUGAGCUCAGGAAAAGGUUUGAUGUUGAUACAACAGAGCUACACAGCUGGAUGACUCGAUCAGAAGCUAUCCUUCAAAGUCCAGAGUUUGCAAUCUAUCGGAAAGAAGGAAGUAUCUCUGAUCUUCAGGAAAAAGUUAAUGCUAUCGAGAAGGAGAAACCUGAAAAGUACAGAAAACUGCAAGAUGCCAGCAGAUCAGCUCAAGCACUGGUGGAACAGAUGGUGCAUGAGGGGAUCUCAACUGCUGAUGACAUCAAACAAGCUUCAGAACAACUGCAAAACCGCUGGGAGGAAUUUUGUCAACUGUUGGUGGAGAGGAUGGAUUGGCUGCAAUAUCAGAGCAAGAUCAUUACUGUCUCUUCCCAGCUGCAGCAGCUUGAUCAAGCUGUGGUCUCAGCGGAGAACUGGCUGAAAAUACAGCAACCACCGGCCACAGAGUCAGAUACUGCAAAGGUCCAAUUGGAGAAAUGCAAGGAGGAAAUCUCGAGAUUGACAGCACUGCAGCCAUUGGUUCAUAAGCUGACAGAACAAGGAGCUGAGUUAAAACAGAAGGAAGAGGUGCCCAAAUCUUUAACGGCUGAUAUCAAGGCCUCUACCAAUCAUUAUGACCAAGUUCUUAAAGCUCUGCAGGCUGAAGACAAACUGUUGAACUCCCUUUUGAAAAGCCUGCCAACAGUUCGCUAUAAGGAGACAAUAAAAACCUUGGGUCUGUGGAUGCAACAAACUGAAGCCAAGUUAACUGUCCCCCGUGUCACAGUCACAGAAUAUGAAAUUAUGGAACAACGACUCAAGGAACUAAAAGUUUUACAAGGCUCUUUCCAGGAGCAGCAGAGUGGCCUGAAUUAUUUGACUACAGCUGUGGAAGAGGUGUCCAAAAAGGCUCCUGCAGAAGUUAGUCAGAAAUAUCGAUCAGAGCUUGAGGGAAUUAUUGGCCAUUGGAAGAAAUUGAGCAUUCAUUUGAUGGAACAAAGCCAGAAACUUGAGGAACUCAUGACAAAGGUUCAGCAGUUUCAGAAUGACACAAAAACUUUAAAGAAAUGGAUGACAGAAGUGGAAGUUUUCCUAAAUGAAGAAUGGCCUGCCCUUGGUGAUUCAGAGGCACUUGAGAAACAGUUAGAGCAAUGUACCGCUUUAGUGAAUGACAUUCAAACAAUCCAGCCCAGCUUAAAUGGUAUCAAUGAUGUGGGAGAAACCUUAAAAGGCCAGGCUGAGCCCACCUAUGUGGGAAAAUUACAGACUGAACUGUCGGAACUGAAUGCAUGUUGGGAGAAUAUCUGUAAACAGGCAUACGUCAAAAAGGCUGCAUUGAAAAGUGCACUGGACAAGACAAUGAGUCUCAGGAAAGACCUGUCCGAGAUGCAAGAAUGGAUAGCACAAGCUGAAGAGGAAUACUUAGAGAGAGAUUUUGAAUACAAAACUCCUGAGGAGCUCAAAAAGGCUGUGGAAGAACUCACGCGAGCCAAGGAAGAAGUGUCACAGAAAGAGGUGAAGGUGAAGCUCCUGAGUGAAGGUGUUAACAGUUUCAUAGAGAAGGCUCCACCAGCAGCCCACGAAGCUUUGAAGUCUGAACUGGAUAUGCUGACGAGCAACUACCAGCGGCUUUGCAGCAGACUGAAUAGAAAAUGCAAGACUCUUGAGGAGGUGUGGUCAUGUUGGUGUGAGUUACUGUCCUAUCUGGAGGCAGAAAACCUGUGGCUUGAUGAACUGCAGCUUAAACUCCAGGAAACAGAGAACCUACAGGGUGGUGCAGAAGAGAUUUCUGAGGCACUUGAUUCCCUGGAAAAUGUUAUGCGUCACCCAGAAGAUAAUCAAAAUCAAAUCCGUGAGUUGGCACAGACACUGACUGACGGUGAGAUCCUGGAUGAACUGAUCAAUGAGAAGCUGGAAACAUUCAAUACUCGCUGGGAGGAACUCUUACAACAGGCUGUAAGAAGACAGAAAGUCCUUGAACAGAGCAUUCAAUCAGCCCAGGAGACGGACAAAACCCUUCGUUUAAUCCAAGAAUCUCUUGCAUUGAUUGACAAACAGCUAACGUCAUACAUUGCUGACAGAAUUGAUGCAGCCCAGGUCCCUCAAGAAGCUCAGAAAAUCCAGUCAGAAUUGACCAGUCACGAGAUCAGUUUGGAGGAAAUGAAGAAAAGGGUCCAGAGUCCUGAAGCUGUUGAUCAGAGCAAAUCUGCUGGGAGAGUUCUUUCUCAGAUCGACAUAGCACAGAAGAAGCUGCAGGAAGUUUCUACAAAGUUUCGCUUAUUCCAGAAACCAGCAAAUUUUGAGCAACAUCUAUUGGAGUGUAAAAGACUCUUGGAUGAGGUGAAAACAGAUGUACAUGUACUGGAGAUGAAUAGUGUGGAACCUGAGAUUGUCCAGUCCCAACUUGACCACUGUAUGAAAUUGUAUAAGAGUCUGAGUGAGGUCAAGUCUGAUGUGGAAACAGUGAUUAAAACUGGACGUCAAAUUGUACAGAAACAGCAAACAGAGAAUCCCAAGGAACUGGACGAGAGGCUUACGGCUUUAAAAUUACAGUACAAUGACCUUGGAGCUCAGGUGACUGAAGGAAAGCAAGAGCUGGAGAAGUGUCUGAAAUUUUCCCGCAAGCUCAGAAAGGAAGUUAAUGCCUUGACAGAAUGGCUAGCGGCAACAGAUGCAGAACUGACAAGGAGAUCAGCCGUUGAAGGCAUGCCAACUAAUUUAGACACUGAAGUUGCCUGGAGUAAGGCUACACAAAAAGAUAUAGAAAAGAGACGGCUACUGCUCAACAGUAUUACUGAGACUGGCAAGAGUCUGAAGACAAUGUUAGGAAAGAGUGACAGUGUUGUGGAUGACAAACUUAGCCUGUUAAAUUGUAACUGGAUAGCAGUCACAUCACGGGCUGAAGAAUGGUUCAACAUUCUGUUGGAAUACCAGAAGCAAAUGGAAAAUUUUGAUCAGAAUGUAGCUCAAAUCACAGCCUGGAUGUAUCGUGCUGAAAUCUUGUUGGAUGAAUCUGAGAAACAGAAAGUUGGACAGAAGGAGGAAGUUCUGAAGCGUCUGAAGUCUGAACUCAAUGAUAUGAGACUGAAGGUGGAUGCGGUGCGUGACCAGGCCCUGGAGCUGAUGACAAACCGUGGAGAUCACUGCAGGGAGAUAGUGGAGCCCAAGCUUUCAGAGCUUAAUCAGAGGUUUGAUGCCAUCUCACACAGAAUAAAAACUGGCAAGCAACCAGUGCUAGAAUAUGUAUCUGUUUCCCCGUAUACAUUCCUGAUGGAUCCUGAUGAACUGAAAAACCAGAAGAGUUUUCUUGCUGUGCAGCAAAAGGUACAGCAGCAGCUUAAGCUUCUAGAAAGUCAUCAAAAAUCGACUGAUGGACUGAAAGAAACCUACCGACUGACUAGCUUAUCAACCGUUCGUUCAACUUCAACCUACGGUUCCUCUCUGCGUCCCUCUCUUUUUCCUGGCCCAUCUCAGGUAUCUCCAAAGGAGUUGGAACAGUUUGACACAAAUAUCCAGCUAAUGCUUGAAGAGUUGGAAGCAGAAAUACAACAAGGAGAGAAUCUGAAAGAAGGGGAUUUUGAGAAAGAGAUGAGUGAAGAUGAUGAGAGGAAAAUGAAUGAACUGGCAAAAAUGGGAGAAACAUUGCAGCAGAAUGUCACAAAUGAGAAGAAGCGAGAAGAAAUUCGAAUGAAGCAGCAGAUGUUGCAGGCUAAAUUUAAUAUUCUCAAGGAUUUAAGAUCAAUUCGAAGGAAAAAAGCACUGGAGAUUUCUCCACAUUGGUAUCAGUACAAGAAACAGGCUGACAAUCUUUUGCAGUGGUUGGAUGACAUUGAGAAAAGGUUAGCCAGGCUUCCAGAGCCCAAAGAUGUCCAGAAGAUGAAGGAGAUGGAUGCUGAACUGGAAGAGAAGAGGGGAGACCUGAAUGCAGUGUGCAGGCAAGCACAGAGCCUGUCAAAGAAAGGAGCUGCUAAGGCAUUGGAGUUGCAGCUGAUCCAGCUCAACAAACGCUGGAAUGACAUUGAGAGCAAAUUUGUUCAAUAUCGAAGGUUGAACUAUCCACAAAUUCAAAGUAUUAAGGAAGAGAGCAUUGUAACUGUGCUGACUGAAGGGAUGUUACCAGAACCCUCUUAUGUGCCUUCCACCUACCUGGUCGAGAUACGCCAGCUUCACCAAGCUGUGUGUGAUGUGGAGGCUCUGCUCCACUCCUCUGAGCUCCAAGUAAAGGUCUUUGAAGAUUUCUCCAAACAGGAUGCUUGCUUAAAGAACAUAAAAAGGAACUUGGAGAAGCUUUCAGGCAGAGUAGAAGCGGUUCACAGCAAGAAACCCGUGGCUCUUCAGAGCGUCCCUUAUACAGAAGCUGAACACAUACAGGAUGCAUUGGAUCAGCUUGAUGCGAAAUGGAACAGUGUAAACAAGAUGUAUAAUGAUAGAAAAACGAGGUUUGAGAGAUCUGUGGAGAAAUGGCGCACCUUCAAUUAUGAAAUGAAAGACCUGGCGAAGUGGAUGACGGAAGCAGAGCAGAUCCUGACUAACAUCAGGAUGGAUACUGAAAAUAUAGAGCCAGAGAAAACUAAACAGAAACUCAAGGAAUUACAGAAUGGAAUUGGAAGCCGGCAAAAUGUUGUCACAUCUCUGAAUGUAACUGGGGAGGAGAUUGCUGGAAAGUCAUCAGCAUCCGACGGUGCCAUCCUUCAGGAGAAGCUCAGCAGCCUGCACAGGCGUUGGCAGGAUAUCUGCAGACAAGUGGAUGAGAGAAAUAGAAGGUUAGAGGAGGAGAAACAUAUUUCAGAAUUGCACGAAGACUUGAAUGAAUAUCUCAGCUGGCUUGAAGAAGCAGAGAGCGUUGUGGGAAUAGACCUUCACCCUGGAAAUGAGCAGCAGCUAAGAGAUUCGUUGGAGAGAGUCAAGUUUCGCGUUGGUGAAAUUCCUCCACGGAAAGGGAAAUUGAAGCGAAUUAAUGAGAGUGGAGGAGUGGCACUCAAAAGUGCGACUCUGUUCCCAGACCAACGUUUUAAAUUGGAAACUGGUCUCUUGCAGGCCAACAAUCGUUGGACUAAGGUGUCAAGGAAUUUGCCUGAUAAACAAAACGAAAUAGAAGAGUUAUUGAAGGACUUUACACGGUUUCAACAGAAGCUGAACCUGCUAACUCUGUGGACCUCUUCUACAAAGGAUCAGUUGGAGUUGUACAAACAAGCACCAAUACCACAAGUCUUUAAUAUUAAGGAGGCAGAAGAAGGCGUAUUAGCCAAGCAGGCUGAUGUGGAAGGGAUUCUGUUAAAGGCUCAGCACUUCUCAAAGGAAAAGCCCAUCCCUCAACCAUUAAAGGGAAAAAUUGAAGACCUAAAUUUUGACUGGAAGAAGAUUAACACACUACUAUACGACCUGAAGCAAAGAUAUCAACCUAGUGUUCUUUCAACCACACAACAAACAGUUACCGUGGUGACUGAGACCCUCGUUACCACGGAUACUUCCGUCACCAAGUUCGACAUGCCUUCUUCUUUACUCAUGGAUGUUCCAGCUUUGGCCGACUUCAACAAGGCCUGGGUGGAGUUGACAGAUUGGCUUUCAUUGCUGGAUCGUGUGAUCAAGUCUCAACUCGUGACAGUGGGAGAUGUUGAGGAAAUCAAUGACAUGAUCAUAAAACAGAAGGCUACUCUGCAAGAUUUGGAUCAGAAACGCCCUCAGCUGGAUGAGCUCAUUACUGCAGCACAAAACCUGAAAAACAAGACAACUAAUCAGGAGGCGCGAGGAAUAAUUACAGAUCGCAUUGAAAAAGUUCAAAAUCAGUGGGAUGAAGUGCAGAACAGGUUACAGUCCCGCACUCAACAGCUACAAGAAAUGCUAAAGGAUUCCAACCAGUGGCUUGAAGCCAAGCAAGAGGCAGAGGAACUUUUAGAGAAAAUCAGAACCAAGCAAGCCUCCUGGAAGGAAGUUUCCUAUACCAUGGACAUACUAAUGAAGCAGAAUGCAGAUGUUAAGCAAUUCAUGAAGGAGCUGCGGCAGUGGCAGAGAAAUGUAGACAUAGCCAAUGAACUUGCACGGAAGCUUUUGCGGGAUUACUCAAUGGACAAUACCAGGAAGGUGGAACUGAUGGCAGACAACAUUAACGUUUCAUGGGCAGCCAUUAAUAAAAGGGCCGGUGAGAGGGAGGCUGCGCUGGAAGCAGCCCUCAGAUUGCUGCAGCAGUUCUAUCUGGAUUUGGACAAAUUCCGGGCCUGGCUUACAGAAGCGGAGACCACUGCCAAUGUCUUACAGGAUGCCACCUAUAAAGAAAGACUGUUGGAUGACACCCAGCUGGUUCGACAGCUGACUAAACAAUGGCAGGAUCUCCAAUCAGAAAUUGAUGCUCACACUGAUACUUAUCAUAACUUGGAUGAAAAUGGACAAAAAAUACUCAAAGGUCUGGAAGGUGCAGAGGAUGGGGUUCUGCUACGGAGACGUCUUGAUGACAUGAAUUUUCAUUGGACUGAGCUCAGGAAAAAAUCACUGAAUAUUAGAGCCUGUCUGGAAACGAGUGCUGAACAGUGGAAGCGGCUGCAUGUCUCUCUUCAGGACUUACUAGCAUGGCUAAAUUUGAAGAAUGAUGAGCUGACAAGACAAAAGCCUAUUGGUGGUGAUGUUCCUACUGUACAACAACAGAAUGAUGUUCACCGAACAUUCAGACGGGAGCUGAAGGCUAAGGAACCAGUGAUCAUGAGUGUUUUGGACACAGUGCGUCAAUUCUUGGCAGAUCAGACUAUCGAAGGACCUGAAAGUGUUUUGGCAUCACCGAAAGUGAGAACCCCUGAAGAGAAUGCACAGGCUGUUGCCAGAGUGAUUCGGAAACAUGCUGAGGAAGUAAAAUUAGAGUGGGAUAAGUUGAGCACUCGCUCUGCUGAUUGGCAGAAGCGUAUAGAUGAGGCCCUGCAGAGGCUCCUGGAAUUACAAGAUGCAAUGGAUGAAUUGAACCGCAAACUGAGACAGGCAGAGGCUACCAGAGAUACCUGGCAACCUGUGGGGGACCUGCUGAUAGACUCUCUACAGGACCAUAUUGAAAAAGUCAAGGCAUUCAGAGCAGAGAUCGCACCUUUGAAAGAGAAUGUAACCCACAUGAACGAUCUCGCCCGCCAGUUCACACCACCAGACAUCCAGCUUUCUCCAUACAAUCUAAACCAGCUGGAGGACCUGAAUACACGUUGGAAGCUCUUACAGAUAUCCAUAGAUGAACGCUUGAAGCAGUUGCAUGAAGCACAUAGAGAUUUUGGUCCUACAUCCCAACACUUCCUGUCCACUUCUGUCCAAGGUCCUUGGGAGCGAGCGAUAUCACCCAACAAAGUGCCCUACUAUAUCAAUGCAAAGACUGUGAUCGGAAGUAAACUAAGCCACCAGACCCAGACUACCUGCUGGGAUCAUCCCAAGAUGACAGAGCUGUAUCAGUCACUAGCCGAUCUAAAUAAUGUAAGGUUUUCUGCGUACAGAACAGCCAUGAAGCUACGUAGACUGCAGAAAGCUCUUUGCCUGGAUCUUCUCUCUCUGCCAAGUGCUUGUGAGGCUUUUGACCAGCACAACCUCAAGCAAAAUGAUCAACUAAUGGAUAUUUUGGAGAUAAUUAACUGCCUGACUUCAAUCUAUGAUCGACUGGAACAAGAACACAGUAACCUUGUCAAUGUGCCUCUCUGCGUGGACAUGUGUCUUAACUGGCUCCUCAAUGUUUAUGACACUGGUCGAACAGGGAAGAUUCGUGUGUUGUCCUUUAAAAGUGGCAUCAUGUCACUGUGCAAAGCACACCUGGAGGACAAGUAUCGCUAUCUGUUCAAGCAAGUGGCGAGUCCCACUGGAUUCUGUGAUCAGCGCAGGCUAGGGCUUCUAUUGCAUGACGCAAUUCAGAUUCCACGCCAGCUGGGAGAGGUUGCAUCAUUUGGAGGCAGUAAUAUUGAACCCAGCGUUCGAAGCUGCUUCCAAUUUGCCAACAACAAGCCAGAGAUUGAGGCAGCUUUGUUCUUAGAUUGGAUGAGGUUGGAGCCGCAGUCCAUGGUAUGGAUGCCAGUACUUCACCGAGUAGCAGCAGCAGAGACUGCUAAACACCAAGCCAAGUGCAAUAUCUGCAAGGAAUGUCCUAUCAUUGGAUUCAGGUACCGAAGUUUAAAGCACUUUAAUUAUGAUGUUUGUCAAAGCUGCUUUUUUUCUGGUCGUACGGCAAAAGGACAUAAAAUGCAUUACCCAAUGGUGGAAUACUGCACACCGACAACUUCAGGAGAAGAUGUCCGGGAUUUCGCCAAGGUAUUGAAGAACAAGUUCCGUACAAAGAGAUACUUUGCAAAGCAUCCCCGGAUGGGAUAUCUGCCAGUUCAGACAGUUCUGGAGGGGGAUAACUUAGAAACUCCUGUUACUCUGAUCAACUUCUGGCCAGUAGAUUAUGAACCUGCCUCAUCCCCUCAGUUGUCACAUGAUGAUACUCAUUCACGAAUUGAACAUUAUGCUAGCAGGCUAGCAGAGAUGGAAAACAGAAAUGGAUCUUAUUUGAAUGACAGCAUCUCACCCAAUGAAAGCAUAGAUGAUGAGCAUUUGCUGAUCCAGCACUACUGCCAGAGUCUGAACCAGGAGUCACCAUUGAGUCAACCUCGGAGCCCUGCUCAAAUUCUCAUCUCAUUGGAGAGUGAAGAACGAGGAGAACUGGAAAGAAUUCUCGCUGACCUAGAAGAUGAAAACAGAAACCUUCAGUCUGAGUAUGAGAGGCUGAAGCAGCAGCAUGAUCGCAAAGGCCUGUCCCCCUUGCCGUCUCCUCCUGAAAUGAUGCCCAUCUCACCACAAAGUCCCAGGGAUGCCGAGCUCAUUGCUGAAGCCAAACUGCUUCGUCAGCACAAAGGUCGCCUUGAGGCCAGGAUGCAGAUCCUGGAAGAUCACAACAAGCAGUUGGAAUCCCAGCUACACAGGCUGAGGCAGCUUCUGGAGCAGCCACAGACAGAGGUCAGAGUAAAUGGUACUACAGUCUCCUCCCCUUCUACUUCCUCACAAAGAUCAGACAGCAGUCAGCCAGUGCUACUUCAUGGAGUUGGCAGUCAGACUUCAGGAGCAAUGGGUGAGGAUGAAUUGCUGAGUCCUCCCCAAAGUACAAGUACUGGAUUGGAGGAAGUGAUGGAGCAACUCAACAAUUCCUUUCCAAGCUCCCGACAGAGGGAUGUCUCUGGAAAACAAGUGAAAGAGGUAACAAUGUAGGCAGUCUCUUCCAUAUGGUAGAUGACCUGGGCCGAGCAAUGGAAACCUUGGUGACGGUUAUGACCGAUGAUGAGACAGCAGAGUAACCAGAUGUGCUUUAUCACAACAUUGGCUUCAGAUGUCAAGCAUGGUUUUUAUAUGUUCAUAAAAAAAAAUAAAUGGAUUGGACCGUACAGGUUUACAAGUUAAAAAAAGAAAACAUCUAUUUUUUUGUGAAAGGUAGUGGUAAUAUACCGUAGAUUUCAGUAGUUUCCUAAGUCUGUUAUUGUUUUGUUAACAAUGGCAGGUUUUACAGUUCUAUGCAAUUGUACAAAAGAAUAGAAUGAAAACAUAUAAAAUCUUGGUAGCUACGUACCUUGCCAUUUCUUUUUAUGGAGCGUGUUUCGGAUUGUUAAAUUUGUAACAAUUAUGAAGAUUGUUCACUAAAAGGGUGCUUUCUUACAAAAUAUACAUAAUUUUAUUGUUUAUAAACUCCCAUCCCCAGAAGAAGACAGUUUUGAAAUUGUAAGAGUUAAUGCAUUUGUCUUUGCAAAAUAAUAGCUCUAAUCAUAUCAAUGAAAAUGUUCAUGAUCAGUGUUGUUCUUUUUUUCUUCUUAAUUAGUAAAAUAUUGUAGCACAUAGCAGUACCAAAACUCUCUAUCUGACAUUCAUUCCCAAAGCCCCAUUUUCUUUUAAUGAAACACCAGAAACGAAUUGCUACAUCUCCCAAGAAGUCAUAAUCACUUAAGCAUUGCAAUCAUACAUUAGAGAGCUCUAAUUUGUUCAAUAUUAGAGAUUUUAUCUACAAAGGAGAGUCAUUAAUUACCACGUUAUUUCUACCUCAUUUUCUUGUUUUUUGGAUAAAUUUAACAGAUUAAACAAAUUUAGUUGUCAUUUGAAACGAUUAUGAUUAAAAUUAAAAGAUACAUUAAAUAUUACAGUAGACUUCAGAAAAUAAAUCUCACAAAUUGCCUCUACAUUACGGAACAGAAAUUUUUGAGAGCAUACGUGGUUGUUUGCAGUUGCAUUAUCUUUCUAAAGCAACCUUGAACCAACUUUUUUUAAGACAUCAUCAGUUUUCUAAUCCAUUUAAAUAAGGUACAAACUAAAGGUUAGUUUACUACAGAUGUUGCUGCUAAUCUAGGUAUUUGCUUGCAGCAACUGUGUUCUCAGUUGUGAUUUCAUUAAAUAGAAUAUUAGUUUUUUGGGGUGAGUCAGAAAAAAACAGAUGCAAAAUAUGAAUUACUGUUACCUUAAAAGAAUCACAAGAAACAUUUGAGUUCACUUUGUAUGACCUGAAUGUAUUUGACUAUGGAAGUAAUCAGUAUAACUUGGUGCAUAAAUAUCACUAGGGCAUGUUAAGUCAUUUUAACCAGUAUUGUUUGUUAUUCAAAUAUCAUCAUAAUAUAUUGCAUUAUGUUAACAUCUUCACAUAUACUAAUUGUUUUGUAAAGUAUAUUUUCCUGCAUAAUCAUCACAUACCAAGUUCCACACAAUAUAUGCCUUACUAUUGUAUUAUAUAUUGCUUUACUGUGUAUACAAAUAAAGCACGCAGUUAUAUUA